Molecule: messenger RNA, 1557 nt
Organism: Scheffersomyces amazonensis
Lineage: Eukaryota; Fungi; Ascomycota; Pichiomycetes; Serinales; Debaryomycetaceae
Product: putative MFS allantoate transporter
Exons: 2
Coding region: 1-1557 (518 amino acids)
Biological process (GO): transmembrane transport
Cellular component (GO): membrane
Molecular function (GO): transmembrane transporter activity
Source: RefSeq, a predicted model, not a curated record
AUGAAAGGAAGUAAUCCUGGUUUUUUUGAAAAUGAUGGUGGAACCUCGGAGCAUGGCUCAAUAUCUAAAGAUCAACUUUUUAAUAGUCAUACAGCUGAAUUUAUUAGAAAAAGACUGAGUAUAUAUCCUGAUAUAUCUGAAGAUGAAGAAAAGAAAAUCAUUCGAAAAGUUGAUUUUAUUCUUGUUCCAAUGCUAUUUUUCACAGCCACUAUGGGGGCAGUAGAUAAGGUUUCAUUAUCGACUGCUGCUAUAUAUGGAUUUAAAGAAGAUAAUAAUUUAGUUGGUCAACAAUAUUCCUGGUUAGGAUCGAUUUUAUUUAUUGGAUCCUUAGUAGGAAUGUGGCCAAUGUCAUACAUAUUACUGAAAUAUCCCUUAGGGAAAGUAUUAGCAAGUGCAUCUCUUGGUUGGAGUUCAUUCACACUAUUAUUAUGUGCAUGUAAUGGAUUUGCAGGGUUAGCUACGUUAAGAUUCUUAAUGGGAUUCCUUGAAUGUGCCAUUGUACCUGGUUGUACAUUGGCUGCAGGUAGAUUUUACAAAAAGAAAGAACAAGGUUUAAGAUUAGCCAUUAUAUUUGCAUUUGCAUCUUCAGUAAUUAAUGGAUUUUUAUCUUGGUUAGUCGGAUAUUUUAAGCAUGGAGCACUUCCAGAAUGGAAAUAUUUAUAUUUAUUAGUGGGGUCUAUUUCAUUUUUAUGGAGUUGUUUAAUGUUAUAUUUUUUACCUGAUUCUCCUAUGAAUGCUAAAUUUUUGACUGAUAGAGAAAAGUAUUAUGUGGUUAGAAGAUCCUUACUUAAUAGUACUAGUGUUGAAACUAAUGAUUGGAAAUGGUAUCAAGCCAAAGAGGCAGUUUUAGAUAUUAAAGCAUAUUUAAUCUUUUUGUUUAAUGUUUGUAUUAAUAUUCCCAAUGGUGGUUUGUCAACCUUUUCUGCCAUCAUUAUUACCAAUUUGAAUUUUGAUCCUAUGAGAGCAUCUUUAAUGGGUAUUCCAACUGGAGUAAUUGCUACUCUAGCUACUAUUUUUUUCACUUGGCUUUGUUCAAGAUUUGAAAACAGACGUUGUUUAAUUGCAAUAAUCUCAUUAUUGAUUCCUAUAAUUGGAGCUGGUAUCGUUUAUGGAGUCGAUAGAUCUAAAGUGGGACCUCAAUUACUUGGACUUUACCUUUUAUACUUUUACUUUGCUCCCUAUGUGGUACUAAUUUCUUUGGCACAAGCCAAUACAGCUGGAAACACUAAGAAAUCAAUUACUUAUUCAAUCAAUUACUUAGGUUAUUGUGUGGGAGCAUUGAUUGGACCUCAAACUUUUAGAGCUAACCAAUCUCCCAAGUACACAGGAGGGUUCAUUGCGAUGUUAGUGGCGUUAUGUUUAUGUAUAUUCUUUUCGGGGUUAUAUUGGUUGGUAUGUAUUUGGGAAAAUAGAAAUAAGGAUCUUAAAUAUAAUGGUAAAAUAUUCCUUGAGGAGGAUGGAAAUGUUGAAAAGGCAUCAGAUGAUCAUAUUUUUGAAGAUGAAAGUUUAUUUGAUUUAACUGAUAAAGAGCAAAAACAUUUUAGAUAUACUACAUAA